Messenger RNA from Helianthus annuus (common sunflower), 2420 nucleotides. Its product is annotated as acyl-CoA-binding domain-containing protein 4. The coding region runs from base 254 to 2236 and encodes 660 amino acids. The record is from RefSeq and is a predicted model, not a curated record. NCBI's taxonomy places the organism in Eukaryota, Viridiplantae, Streptophyta, Magnoliopsida, Asterales, Asteraceae. The transcript has 16 exons. Gene Ontology annotation, molecular function: protein binding.
AUUGACAGCUUAGAUGUAAAGGAAGGAUCCCACGUGUAAAACUAGAAGAAACAAGUCAGUCUGCUUGCUAACAUACGCACCCCAAUCCUUUGAGCUUCUUCACUGCCAUAAAUGCAGUAAAACUUCACCCUCCAUUAUUGGUUCCUUGUCUUACUCACGAGAAAUGCAGUGGCACUUGUUUCUUGAAUAGAUGUAGCUUUGCUCUUCAAAACCCAUAAUUUUGCUCUGUUUGGUUUCAUUGAGUUGACCCAGAAUGUUUGCAUUUUCAAGAAAAGGAAAGAAGCUUGGAAGAGUAAAAGUUCAGCUUUCAGACUCUGCUCAGGGCACGCGAAGUCCUAUUCGGCAUCCCAAACGCGUAACUAAUUCAAAUGGUGAUAAUUCUACAACCGCAAUCAACGAUUCUGACGAUAAUAACCUUUGUUCAUCCACUGCACCCGAGUUAGAAAAUUCGACAUCCGGAAAUAGUGAAGGAUGGAAAAAGAUUUCAACUACUGGAGAUAAACCUACACCUCGUUUCAAUCAUGCAGCAGCUGUAAUUGGAAAGAAAAUGAUUGUCGUUGGUGGUGAAUCGGGAAACGGGCUAUUAGAAGAUGUGCAAGUUCUGAAUUUUGAGAACUUUUCAUGGACCACAACUUCGUCAAGACUAUACCUUUCACCUUCAAGUCUUCAGUUAAAGAUUCCGGCAUGCAAGGGUCAUUGUUUGGUGCCUUGGGGGAAAAAGGUGCUUUUAAUUGGAGGGCGAACAGCCUCACCGAGUGACCGAGUAUCAGUGUGGGCAUUUGAUGUAGAAACAGAGUGUUGGUCACUUAUGGAAGCAAAAGGAGAAAUCCCGAUUGCACGCAGUGGUCACACUGCUGUUCGAGCAGGUACUUUAUUAAUUCUAUUCGGAGGUGAAGAUAUUAAGAGAAGAAAAUUAAAUGAUCUACAUAUGUUUGAUCUUAAAACACUCACAUGGCUUCCUCUUCAUUGCCAGGGAACUGGACCUUCUGCAAGAUGUAACCACGUGGCAGCUCUUUAUGACGAUAAAUUGCUUCUAGUAUUUGGAGGAACUUCAAAGUCAAAAUCUUUGAAUGAUUUGUACUCCCUUGACUUUGAGACGAUGAUGUGGUCAAGAAUUAAAAUACGCGGUUUCCAUCCAUCGCCUCGAGCUGGUUGUUGUGGAGUAUUGUGUGGGACAAAGUGGUAUAUCGCAGGCGGUGGCAGCAGAAAAAAACGGCAUGCGGAGAUAUUAGUUUUUGAUAUUUUAAAACGAGAGUGGUCUAUUGUCCACACGUCAUCUCAACAGUCUAUCGCAACCAACAAGGGCUUUAGCCUCGUGCUUCUACAAGAAAAGGAAACAGAUUAUUUGGUUGCAUUUGGCGGUCUAAAGAAGGAGCCGUCAGACCAGGUUGAAGUGUUAGUGAUGGAAAAGAACGAAUCAUCUAUGAGUCGAAGAAUGACAUUGCCAUCUGAAAAACGCGUUUCAUCUAUGGGACCCACAGUUGGUUCAGUUGGCAGCUUCGGGAGACAAAAUCUAGCAUCGGUAAUAGAACAUCAUGGUUCGGGUAGGAAAUCGUUGUCCGAAACUUUGCUAGUUUCACUAAGGAAACUACAAGUUGACGAUGAUGCAGCAAUGAAAUCAGCAAGAAGUUUCGAAGAUGAACGAAAACCGUCAGCUGAAGAAACUCCUUCCAUGGUGGAACCCGAAAACACAGAAAAAGACGAAAAAGACCGAAAUGACGAUAACGUCUCAUUCCAAGAAACCGAUGGGAAAUCAGGGUUUUUUACAGGUUCUUCAAGUAUAUACCAGUCAUAUGAAAUCCAAAUGGCGGCUUUAAUACGAAAAAACGGGAUUCUCGAAGGACAAUUAGCAGCUGCAUUGGCGGGCCGGGAAGCUGCAGAGAAAAAUCUUUCCUCGGUUAUAAAAAGCCGACAAGAAGUCGAAAAUCGAUUAAAUGACACUUUAAAAGACAUGGAGUUGAUGAAAGAGAAAUUAGUUUUGGUAGAAAUGGCACAAGAAGAAGCAAAUAGUUUGUCGAAUAUUGUACAUUCUGAUCAUGUGAGGCUUGAGCAUGAUGUUGCUUUUUUAAAGGCAGUUUUGGAUGAUACACAAAAGGAAUUACAUUCAACCAGAGGAGUCCUCUCAGGGGAAAGAGCAAGGGCAUUUCAGCUACAGGUUGAAGUUUUCCAUUUGAAGCAAAGAUUGCAGUCAAUGGAGAAUAGAACAUCAACUCCUAGAAAACCAUAUCAUGGAUGAUUUUAUUCUUAAAACACAACUAUGGUUUUGUAAGAUCUUGAUGUAAAUCUCCACUUGUAAUUGACCCAAACAUCAAAUUUGAAGGUAGUAUUUAUGUUAUGUAUUUUGUAAUUGUUAUUGUUGGAACACGAUGUAAAUCUCCAUUCUCCACUUGCAAUCUAUUGUUGGACGUCCAUUGUGCUUC